AUGGCGCUGAGCAUAGGCCACCAGAUCGGAGUCCUCUCCGGCACGCCGGUCGCCGACUGCGGCGCGGCGUCGGCGGCGGAGCAGGCUCCGUCGGUGGUGAAUGCGGCGGCCGUAUGGAGGUGCCCUAACCUGGGUUCUUCGAUCAGGAAGCAGGGAGGGCCCGAGAUCGACGCCAUCUCUACCCCGGUGAGUCCGUGUCGGUCGCCCUUGCUGGGCUCCUCCCUCCCCGGCCUGACGCCUGCCUGCCAGGCUCUGGUCUCCGGCGAUGCUCCGGCGGCGACCGAGGUUGUGAUUGAGCACGAAGGCGCUGCGGUGGCAGCGGGAAAGGCGAGGGGGGUGCCGGUGUACGUGAUGCUCCCCCUGGACACCGUGCGCGCCAGCGGCGGGGGAUUGAAUCGGAAGAAGGCGAUGAACGUGAGCCUGCAAGCGCUGAAGAGCGCAGGGGUGGAGGGGGUGAUGGUAGACGUGUGGUGGGGGCUAGUGGAGAAGGAGCGCCCCGGGGAGUACGACUGGCGCGGCUACACCGAGCUCAUGGAGAUGGCCUCCCGGCAUGGCCUCAAAGUCCAGGCCGUCAUGUCCUUCCACCAGUGCGGAGGCAACGUCGGGGACUCCUGCACGUACGUUGUUGCUCCUCACCCCUUCUUCUUCUUCUUCCUCCAUCCUUUUCCCCUUCUCGGAUCCCGUGAUUUGAGACGGUCUGCUUGUUUCAGGAUACCGUUGCCGGGCUGGGUUGUGGAGGAGAUUGACAGAGAUCAGGAUCUGGCCUACACGGACCAGUGGGGGCGGCGGAACUACGAGUACGUCUCCCUGGGCUGCGACACGCUGCCGGUUCUCAAGGGCCGUUCGCCGGUGCAGUGCUACGCCGACUUCAUGCGCGCUUUCCGCGACCACUUCGCCGCCUACCUCGGUUCCACCAUCGUCGUAAGUUCCUCAUCCCCGUCAAGCCGACUGCCUCAGGAGACGUUUCUCUUCUUCUGUGUGUGUGGAGAGCAGCUUUUCUUAAUGGUGUGUCGUCUUCUUCCUCUUCCUCAGGAGAUCCAAGUCGGGAUGGGCCCCGCCGGUGAGCUCAGAUACCCCUCCUACCCGGAGAUGAAUGGCACCUGGAGAUUCCCCGGCAUCGGCGCUUUCCAGUGCUACGACAAGGUACCCACCUCUCUCUCUUCCAGCUCUUCUUCAUGGACUCUGUCGAAAAGAUCUCCAUCUCACAGUGCUCUUCUACUUCCAGUACAUGAUCGGGAGCUUGAAGGCCGCGGCGGAGGCGGCGGGGAAGCCAGAGUGGGGCCACGGCGGCCCCUCCGACGCCGGCAACUACAACAACUGGCCUGAGGACACUUCGUUCUUCCGCCGCGACGGCGGCUGGAGCGGACCCUACGGCGAGUUCUUCCUCUCCUGGUACUCCCAGCUGCUGCUGGACCACGGCGAGAGGAUUCUCGACAGGGCUUCCGCCAUCUUCCGUGAGCUCCCGGCGGUGAAGAUCUCGGUGAAGGUCGCCGGCAUCCACUGGCACUACGGGACGCGCUCCCACGCGCCGGAGCUGACGGCGGGGUACUACAACACCCGCGAACGCGACGGCUACCUGCCCAUCGCCCGCAUGCUGGCCCGUUAUGGCGCCAUCUUCAACUUCACCUGCGUGGAGAUGAAGGACUACGAGCAGCCCGGGGACGCCCAGUGCGGACCAGAGAAGCUGGUGCGGCAGGUUGCGCAGGCCGCGAGCAAGGCCGGCGUUGCUCUCGCCGGCGAGAACGCUCUCCCCCGCUACGACGAGGGGGCCCACGAGCAGAUCUUGCAGACGGCGGCGAAGGGCGGCGGCGGCGGCGGCGGCGAGAUGAUGUGCGCCUUCACGUACCUGCGGAUGAACCCCGACCUGUUCCAGUCGGAUAACUGGCGGAGAUUCGUCUCCUUCGUGAGGAAGAUGGCGGAGGGGAGGGAGCCACACCGCUGCCUGGAGCAGGUGGAGAGGGAGGCGGAGAUCUUCGUCACCACGACGGGGCUCCCCAUGGAGACCGCCGUCGCCCUCACCCGCCAAUGA
This is a messenger RNA of Spirodela intermedia, 2029 nucleotides long. Lineage: Eukaryota; Viridiplantae; Streptophyta; Magnoliopsida; Alismatales; Araceae. The record is from the annotation of a GenBank genome assembly.